This is a messenger RNA of Fibroporia radiculosa, 471 nucleotides long. RefSeq lists its product as uncharacterized. The record is from RefSeq and is a predicted model, not a curated record. NCBI's taxonomy places the organism in Eukaryota, Fungi, Basidiomycota, Agaricomycetes, Polyporales, Fibroporiaceae. Bases 1 to 471 code for a protein of 156 amino acids. The transcript is spliced from 2 exons.
AUGCCCAUCCAACACCUGCACGAGUCACCCCCCACUCUUGUCGUCGAUACCCACUCACGGAUCCGCCUGCGCAUCCUCAGAGAACACGUUAGGAUCCUAGGAGCACAGCCGAGCUUCGCUGAACACGAUCCUACCAAGAACAGAGGCCAUCCCGCCACUAUUGGUAUCACGAAAGUUGCGGCGGAUCCACAUGCAGCGGAUCUGAACAAGUACAACCCUACAGCGUUCUCUCGACUUUUCUCUGCAUUAGCCAGGCUGCUUGAGCUCCCAACGUGGUUGUGCGACGAGCUUGACAGAGGGGCCAUCAGUCUGAUCCAUCCAGUAUACGAGCACGUCUCGCCUUGCGCCCGGUCCUCGCGCCCGACCCCGCUCCGGCCGGACCCAUAUGCCAAUCUGCCAGAUAUCCUCCUCUUUCCGGCGCAGUCUCGUUCUCAGCUUAUGACUGCGUUAGGAAACACGAAGGGUCCUUGA